This is a messenger RNA of Porites lobata, 24607 nucleotides long. Lineage: Eukaryota; Metazoa; Cnidaria; Anthozoa; Scleractinia; Poritidae. The record is from the annotation of a GenBank genome assembly.
GCGCUAAACAGCUUGAUCUUAGGUUAGAGUAUGUACUUGUUUUCGUCUUCUUUUUGACAGAAGAAAUCUCAGUGGAAGGCGAAAAAGAUACCUCAUAGGAAAGCUGUCAAAAUGGACGAGGGAUCAGUAGAGGUAAUUUGUGUUUUACGUCUUCACUCAUAUAAAAUCAAAUACAAAUUGCCACUUACAAAUCUCUAGCUACAUACCGAUCUGUAGAUCGAACCAUAGACUUAAACUUAACUUAUGUUGUUUUGAGCGGAGGUUUCGAACCUAGAGACGCGUGUUUAAUUUAUUUAACCUCAACGAAAUACGUAAUAAACUAUUGCUCUUGAUUGCUUGAGUAGAAAACGAUAGGUUUAUCGAAUUCUUUGACAAAACAACCACUUAUAGUAGACGGCCUCGCCGGUGAUACGUACUGGUUUGAUUUUCUUGUCAGGGUAAUCGAAAAUUAAACUUGAGUUGGCUUUACAUGGUAGGUCUUCGUAAACUGUGAUCUCGAGACACGAUCGUCCUAAAAUGGUUUAAAAAGUGUUUCAGUCAUUGCUGAAGUUGCUUUUUUGAUGUCACUAUAAACGUAUUUGUAAGAGUGUAGAAGGUUGACCUAUACCCUUCAUAUAUAGGUUUAAGAUAUUUUAUAGUAAUCAUAUUUCAUUAUGCUUUACUUUGCGAAGUAAAUUUAAAGCUGUCAAGAUGUUACUAAAAGAACAUUUAUACUUUUACAGUAUGUAAUAUUUUUAACAUCCCAUGAUCUGUAGAGGUUUAGGGUUCCCUUGGGUUAGUGUCAUGUAUUAAAUUAAUUUUAUUCGAAUAAGUCGAAUUAGUGGACAAAUAAGCGCCCAUCCUAAAGGCAGUCGAAUAUGAAGAAUUCCUGCAGAUCAAACUCAAAUAAGCGCUCACCCCCACUCCACCCACUUGAGUGAAUAAAUUCCAAUAAGAGACUUCCCGAGGCGGAGUUUUCUUCAGAGUAAAACCUUGCUUUGUUACUUCUUCGCAUUUUGUUAUUAGCAUUGAUUGUUUUGUUGCAAAAUAAACAUACUUCACUUGCUGAUAAUGGUGAAAAUUUAAUAAGCGCCCAGCCUCGAAUAAGCGCCCACCUCGAAUAAGCGCCCACUCUCAAGGUCCAAAAAUUUAAUAAGCGCCCAGGGCGGUUAAUCGAAUAAAUACGGUAAUUAGCUAGUAAUUAGUGGACAAGGCUGAGUCGAAUAUGAAGAAUUAUACAGAUCGAAGAGGGUGUUAUCCGUCGAGGCUGAAGGCCUACUCAGAUCACAUGCUUCAUGUUAUAUUUUGGCUUUCGUUACUUUUAGAGCAAUGGUUACCCUGUGAGCAGAGGUUCCUCUCUUGCAUGCCUUUUAGCGUUUACAAAGUCGUUCCCCUGGCUGGUCUGUCGUGUAAACCAGCCAUGUUGCUGUUGAUUCAAGCCUAAUAAUAUUCCAGGGGUUUCAAUAAGUUUUUGCAUAAGUGGGUACUUAAGAGUAACAAUCCUUGUUCUGGACUUCCAGCUGUGUACCCAGAUUUGAGUACGGUCCAUGGGCAUGGCCAGUUAAAAAGUUCUAGACUUUACGCAGUGUGCAUUUUCAAGUUUUUUUUGUUGCUUUGUUUUUACAUUUUUUGCUCCUAAGUCAACUUUUAAACAAAUUUGAAGAGAAUUAUGUUACAAUGAAGUAGUCAUAGUCAAAACCUAUUUUGCCAAAUUUUUUACAAGAAUCUCUGCUGAGAUGAAAUUAUCUGGUCUUAGUUGACGUUCAUGUUUAGGCUAUCGCAGCCCGUUGCAGGCUAUGUUGAUUCCCGCACCCGCUACUAAUAAAACCCUAUAUUCUAAAUAACUGUUAAUGACAAAUGUUGUGGUAUGCCAACAAAGAAAUAAAACAACACACAAGGUUUUGGUGGGUGAAGGACCGGAUAAUCCAAUGUUUAAGAGGUGUCGACACAUGGCACCAUACCGAGGGGUGCCUCAUACCUGUACUGCAAGGCAAGCAUGGUUCAUACAUUGCUGCUUAAACCUGUAGUGACUGAAGAAAGUGCAGACUGAGAGGGGAUAUAGUAUAUUAAAAAUAUAAAGGCACAGUGCCAAAUAAGGAGAUACCACGUGAGGUAAAACCACAGUGAUCUGCAGGCAAACAGAUUAUUUCUUGCCAACACUAGCUUCUGUUUUAGGCUAAAAUGUCAUAUAAAGACCCAAGACUGUACAUUUGGCGUUUAUAUUCGUCAUGUUAUUGUGUAAACUUGUCAGUUUGGCUUGUGCAUUCAGUUAAUGAUGGCGUCCUUAAACUAAUGAAAGCCAAUAUUUCCAACAUAAAAGUUACAUGCUUCUCUUGACCAAUGUAAAGUUCUCAACUUCACAACAUUUGCCUGUGUCCUUACAGUUUCAGAGCGGUUUUGUAGAUAUUCUGCAAAUAGCAGUUGUCGACUGUGGAGCUAUGUUUUUUAAGCAGUAUUUUGGCCAUUUCUUCUUUGAAAAGUGUGCAAAAUCUUUAGCCUUCUUCUGCAACUCUACCAAACAGCUCCCUCUGCUAUUGCUUCUUCUGCUGUUCCUGUUUCUCUUGAUUUUCAGUACAAACAUCAAGUCCAAAUUUGGUCGACAUUUACUAGUUUUGAAGAAUUAGGUUGGGGUUAACCCAUUCUUCCCUGGGAAUUCUUGCCGAAAAACACAUUUUGAAGCCAAUCAAUCCAUUUUCUUGUCACUGUCUGGCUAUAAAGAGCCAAACUUAUCAAAGAUCCAUUUACAGGUUGUGCGUGUUGCCACCUUCUGUUCCAGAUGCAAUUUAAUGUGAGCUUCUGUAGGUUGGGCAUGUGCAGAAACCAAAAUUUUGAGAUUAACUUCAGUUUUGAAAGUGACACAGCAGUCUUGACUUCUUCCUUUUGCUUUUCUGUCCUCAUUUUUUUCUUUUGCUGGGAAUUACUAGGGUUUUGGAAAUGUAGGAUUUGAUUAUAGAUGGAAGGAAGUGAAGGCAUACCAGUGUAGUGGAACAAAAGUUUCUUUGGAAUUUUUCGGGUCAACUUUUCAUUGGUUUUUGCCUUUUUCUCAUGUCUCCUUGACUUUUUAAUGCUCAUUCUGGUAUGGUGUGAAAGAUCAUUCCCCCCCGUAGCAGUUAGAUGAUUAAGUUACCCUUGACCUCAAACCUCACCUGUCUUUUUUUUCAGAGCUUAGCGGAGGUCUUCAGAUGUUUCAUCUGUAUGGAGAAGCUGCGAGAUGCAAGGCUAUGCCCUCAUUGUUCCAAAAUGUGUUGUUUUCUAUGCAUAAGGGUAAGUACAUGUGAGUUGUCAAUUCAACAGUUCUGCCACGAUAUUUGCUUUUUCUACACUGACUGGUUAUACAUGGUGGAUCAUCUUAGUCAUUAUUAUUGGUCAUGUUAGGCUUUUAGUUUUUGGGCUCCUUACAAUAUUUUCCUUAGAACAAACUGGAAGCCUCGAUAGUUAUGUUUGUACAAUAAUACCAUAAAAUUCCGAAAAUAAGCCCCGAGGCUUAUAUUUUUCAAAGGCCCUUUUUGAAGGGCUUAUUUUUGGAGGGGCUUAUAUUCAGAGGGGCUUAUCUACGGAGGGAAAUUUGCUUUUCAAAAUCAAUUGAGCUAGCUUUAUAGUUGGAAGUAAAUUGACUGUUUUUGCUUUAUUUUGCUUUGUAUUUGAGGGAAAUUUUUUAAGUACAAGACCCUGGGGGGCUUAUAUUAUUUGGAGGGGCGAUUUAACGGAGGGUUUUUUGGAGUAUGCUAACAGUACAUUGCAGAGCUCUCAAGCUAGGCUUCUACACAGCCGUGUUUAGUGUCACCAUGCAACACUCUUCCCCACAAAUGGCUUCUGAGAAUUGAACCACAUUCCUUCUCUUUGUGUUUAUGGUCUAGCUAACAAAUCAAUCAUGUAUGUGAAACUUGACAAGAAGUGAGCUGGGUGCAUGCGGUGAAAUGAUCGUGAACGUUCUUCUCAAUUUUCAAGAAAUCAAUCAAUCCUAAUAAGUAAAGGUUUUGUGAUGUAAACACAAGUAAAAAAAUAAUGCAGAUAAAAUCCAACAAUGUUUCCGUGUCAUCAUGACGCCAUUUUAAAGAUUGAAGUUGAAAAAUUCGGACCGAGAGUAGUGCUAAAUGUACAAUUUUGUGAAGAGAAAUGCAAAUUAAGUCCGACAUGUAAUAAUGUGCAUGCCCCUAGAUACUAUUAAUACAAGUUUAGUGCUGAAAGUCAAGAUUCCCUUGUUGCCAAACAAUCUAUUAGGGGCCAUUGGCAAAAUAUUUUUUAAAUUUUUUAUCACAAUUUUUUUGUCUUUGCAAUGUGCUUUUGCAUUUACAGUAAAUCUUGGGAAAGAACUAGUUGCAAUGUACAUUCUACAAAGUGGCUUCUAUGGUGUAAUUAAAUAAGUUUUCCAAAUGUUUCAAAUGCUUUGAUUUGAUAAUCAAUAACAUGAUCUAACUUAAGUAAUGCAAAUUUUUGAAAGAUGUUUUAGACAGAAUUUUUAUUAAUAAAUACAAAUUGUAUAUUCUUUAGAGCCAGGGUUUUUGCCCAUUUGCACUAAAUUCUGGUAUUGAAAUGCAUAAAGUAACUCAGAUUCACCUUUAGAGAACCACCUAUAAUAUAGGAGUCAAAACUUGCUGAAAAGUUAUUACCAAAAAAGUGCAGUUCACAGCAAUGAUUUCUGAUUGUUUGGACUGAUAAGCUUGCAGGUGUCUCUUGUCAGAAUUGUGUGUAAUUAUAUUGAAAAUGCAGCCUCUACAGUACACACAGCUUAUAAAAGCAGAGACUGCUACAUAAGUGAGGACUGAAACUAACAUAGAAAACUGAAGUAUUCUGUGAAGCUAUCAAUUUAAAUGACUGUGUGCAAUGAAAUUCAAAGUUGUGAUAAUGAAACAUAUCACUGUAAGUUGCCAAUAAUUUUGGAUAGGUAUUGUACAGGGUAUGUGUAAUGUACGGGCUUAAAUGUUUUCAACAGUAAGUGUGCACAUAUAUAUUGUUCUGCUUGAGGCCAUGGGAAUUGUUGCAUUACAUGCGUGUAAACCUGCCAUACUGUGUGCUAUUUACAUGAGAAAAACAUGCAUGUAAGCAAAGUCUACACAAAAGUACAAGGUAAAAUUUAUACAUAAUAGGAAAAAAUUUUUUUCUCAGGCUAUUGUAUAAGAUGUAAUCAUGAUUUAUGUUUUGUGUGUUUUGUCUCCAGCGAUGGCUUACAGAACAAAGACCCCAGUGUCCACAUUGCAGGUACUCUUGGUACAAAAUAGCAUUUUUUAUUGCUUUUUAAACAUUGUAAAAUUAUAUUUUGCACAUGCAGUUCACUGAAAUUACGGGAUCUCUACUUUAAGGUAUAAUAAAGCAAGAAAUCUCAGGAUUUCAUUUGUUAGAAACCACAUAUGUUCAUGAACAUGACUGAUUUCAUGUGUACAGCUCAUGUUUUAUAAACACAACAAUUCUUGGCAGAAACUUGACAAGUAUCGUGUUAAAGCCAGCAACCAGGCUGACUUUUGUUAGAUCUUUGCAUCAAAUUCCUAUGAAUUGUCCAAUUCUGUCAGAUAAUCAUCAUUUUCUUUUCUUCUGCAAAGAGCUUCUUUACAUCUUCAUGAGCUUGUUCAUUGUCGAUGGGUUGAAGAAGUUACACAGGUGAGGUGUUGUACUGUUCAUUGAUGCUUGGCGUGUAGCAGGUUAAAGCUGUGAAACAAGUUCACAGUAGCUAUUAAAUAAUUAUUAUAAUAAGAAUAGUAAUAAAAAGAAUCAGGGUGCAAUGAUAUUCCGUUUUACAGCUUGUCAUUCCAGCAAGCUGUAACGAGAAUGUACUAGCCCAAGAGUCAUUCUAAUUAGCCCGAAAAAAUUUGUUUUGAGCAGGAUGAUGAGCCGGAUUGAUUACAGUUCUUCUGUAAUUUGAAUGCCCCAAAACACUCAACUUGCCCAACAGAAUUCACCAGCCAAGUAGCAAAAUCCACUAGUCCUGGGCUAUCAGGCACCACAUUCUUUGUACGCUGAGAAUGAUAUACAAUAAUAUAGAAGUAAUAAUAAUAAUAAUAAACAUCUGAUUAUAAACUUUGCUGGAUAUAAGCCCUUCUCUAGAUUGUAUUGAAAUGAGUUUUAUUUAUUAUGAUGUUUUGAAGCCUAAUGAAAAACCAGUAAACCCAAAACAUAUUUGAAUUCAAACUUUUAACCAUCACCAAAUAUCCAAAAGUAAAUGCCAGUUCUCAAUUUGUCAGAGAUGUUUGAUGGUGAGUACGGUCAUUUACAGCUGCUGGUAGAGACUUCCCGUUACAUUUAACCUGAGGCCAUUUUAUCACUGCUAGAAAUACCAUUUUUAAGAAAAUGACAGACAGAUCACACAAGUUUAAAUUUAUCCACAAAAUUCACAGUUCCUGUUUUCAUUUCUAACAGUGCAUGCACCAUAUUAAACCCUCCAAAAAGUCAACACAUGCAUUUACUUUGUUCUAGUUUAGAGCCUUUUUGUUGAAAUCAAGUUAGCAGUGCAUGAAAGAAGCGCUGUUUCUCACAACAUCAUAUGGACUAAUAUUAGUUAGAUAUUUAGGGCCUAAGCUUGAGCAGUUCAUGGGGGCGUUAAUAUUCUUGUGCCUCCAUGAAACAACCUCUUUAAUAUCCUUAUUUAAUCCAUAAUGCCUCCUAGCUAGAUUAGCUUUUUAGCUAUUUUCGGAUCAUUUUUACUGCCCACCUACCCCUCCCCUAAGCCAACAUUUUGAUCUAAGUAAGAACUAAGUGUUAAUGUUGGUUUAGGGGAGGGGUAGGUGGGCAGUUUCCCAGAAACGUAAAAUGAUCCCUAUUUUCUAGGUGCCUUGUACCUUACAUAAGUAGUAUUGUCUUUUUUUUAAUGUCGUUUUUUUCUGUGUUUUGUCUAAUUAUUCAUAUCCCUUAUGCUGCUUAAUUUUGUUUCAUUUUAGUGUAAAGUAUUUUAGACAUUUUGUAUUUAGCAUUUAACUUUAAUAGAUUUAGCUUGCUCAAACUACAUGUAGCACCAUGUUGCUGUAUAUUGUAAGUGAGUUUAAAUGAAGAUUCUAACUGAUUGUUAAGUGACAAUAUAAUAUAUGUAUGUCUUGUGUGGGAAAAUAGUAUUGUUGUCAUUUCCUAACUGCGUAUAAAUUGUGUAGUUUUCAUUAUUGUUAAAUGUCAUUUUAGUGGAUAUAAAAAGCAUAAGACUCAUUAGGAAGUGUGUGGGACUUGAAAGAUUCUAUCAAUAGAUUGGCUGUCUGGUGGCCCACCUUAAAUUCCUAAAUGGACUUUCUAUUAAAGCAGUCUGAUCUAUGUUAAUUCAGAUUUUUUCAUGACAUGUGCCAUGUUUUAGGGACAUGGUUAAUUCAUACAACUUAGCUUUUAGUAUUCUUGCCCUUUACUUUUAGCUUUUUUUCCUGUUAUAAAUUUCAGCAACUGGAUUCUCUUCAGUUAACUGGGCCUCCAAAAACCAAGGAUGAAGCAGAUAAAGAUAGGUGGGUGCUGAAUUAAAUGCCAGUUCAGGAAAGAAUGUUAUUGCAAAGUUAUUAGAGCACAUACAAGUUAAAAUUUGCAUAGGUUUAAUUUAUUAGAAGAAACGUUUCUUGACAAAGCAGGUGUUGCCUAAAGCUACAUGUACUUUGCUAGAUUCUGAAUUUGAAUCUGCACUCAUUUUCAAGGCCACAAAGCUAUUGUAUAAAUGAAGUGAUUCUGUAUACACCAUCAUUCAGAUCAGACAUUGAUAAUACACGGAACAGUUACAUUUUUUCUCCAAAUGUAAAGUCAGCACCUGUAUAUAUAGUCGUGGCAGACAAUUUUCAUAAUCAAACCAUGGAAAACUAUACGUAGUAUGUGCAAGCUUUGGCUCAAAAUUAAAAAUUCAAGUAAGUAUUAAUCAACCAUUUACAGUCCACUGAAAACAUUUCUCAGUUUGGUGAUUUUUGAUGAUUGAAUUGAAAGAAUAAUCAUGUUUUUCUGCCGUGAACUAGUGGGCUUAGUAAAUCGGUCAGUGCAUAUAUAUGUCUGGUCAUGGCCAUUUCAGCUAAAGAGGACUUCUUUUGUAGAUAAGUAUGGUAGUUCAUUGUAUUAUUCAAUAUCUAUUUUGUAUAAAUAAUAGUACAUUUUCAAAAGUUAUGGUUCUCAAGGUGUUAUUAGUCGAAAGUAAUACGUACCCAUAAGUUCUUUUUGUUUUCUAACAAUUAUUCUUUAUGUAAUGUCAGUUAAAUUUAUUUUUUGUUUUGCAGUAAGUGUAAUAAACUUGAUUGUAUAUCUAUGUCAGAAAACAGGAAUUUGGUCAAUCCUUUGAACAUAUGCUGUAGUUUAAAAUAUGUUUUAUAAAAAAACAUAAUCCUCAUGAAACAACUAGUUUGAAGUUUUUUCAACCUGAAAUUUUUAUAAAACUAAAACGUACACUGUACAUGCUAUAUCAUUUAGUACUGUUCACAAUAUAAUUUUCCCAUUGUUAAGUACCCCCUACUAUUUUAGUUUUGGUUAUUGUAUCAUUUGAGUAGUUUUUGUGAUGAGUGUGCAUAAUUGUUGCAUAAAUUAUGCAAUAAUGAUGCACACUUACCACCAUGGGAUAGUGGGGCAAGGUGUUAUAAGUACUUCAUAUAGUAUGAUUUAUGAUCUAAUGGGUAUAACUCUUGCUUCAGUUUGGGUGUGAUGACAUUACAUGAAGUAAUUUUUUAUUAUGUUGCAGAUGUGAUAUUCACCAUGAGAAACUUAGUGUUUUCUGCAGCACCUGCAAACAGUGUAUCUGUCACCAGUGUGCCUUGUGGGGUGGAAUGGUAUGUAGUAAAUGUAUACAUUGUAUAAAUGAGGUUAAAUAUACUUAUUUAACUUAGUUAACGAUGAGAAGCUAGCAGCUCAGUAGUUGGCUUGGCGUUAGCAUGGCGUUUUGGUUUGUUAGUAUUUUAUUGGUGUACUUUGGCGAUCUUACAGUUAUCCUACGCUCUGGUGUUUUUGCCAAGGUUUGCGUUACUGUACUAGGCCUGUUGCGGGGCAAUUUCCAGCGCCCCUGGGUCAGCAGUUUACUGUUGCAAUUAAUUUUUACGCGUGCGUAUUUGCCUGUGCUUGUAGUUUUACAGUUAUAGUGCUUUUACCUCCCCUCCUCACCCCUUAUUGUUAUUAUUAGUACAUAUUAUUAUUGUCCUUAUUUCUCCACUGAACUCUUGGUUCAGUGUGACAGGUGCUUGGGCCAGGGCUGAGUGUGGCGGGUGGGGCUCGUGGUUGGGUGUGUGGGUAGGGCAGGCUUUUGGGGUGCUCUUUCUACCUGGGUUAGGGGUCAGCGGCUCAAGUCCCCAGGUUCCUAGGCACCCAACCUCCAUGUGCGAUUCAGGCAUUAAUGUUAUAACUAAGCAAUAGUUAGUUUUACCUCACCUAAUGUUUUGUUUGAUUUUGAACAGCACUCUGGUCACACAUUCAAGCCUUUGGAUGAAGUGUAUGACCAACAUGUGUCCUCUAUUACUGAUGAGGUGGGUUUCUGAAUAAGUCAUCUUUUUUAAGGUGGACACUGUCAGGUCCAGCUGCAACGCUUGUCUAGAAUUUAUUACUGGCAAUAAAAUGCUUGAACAAACAAAAUUCCUAGUGGAGCUCUUGCGCUUGCGAAGUGCACACAGCAGAGCACCAUGGGUAAGAAAUUUGGUUGUCUGUGCAUCCAAGAAAUUUUAGUUUGACAAUUGUCCGUACGUACGUCCGAACAUUUCUGUUAGCGGAUGUGAAACAUCUUACUCACCAGCUUAAAAGUGCUAGGCAUAUACAAAAAAGAAAAAUUGUGUUUAACUUGAUAUUGGACAUCUGUGUUAUGAUCAAUUGACAGGACUUGGUCAAAAUAGGGUUUCCGCUAAACAGAGUCACAUGGCUGUAUUGCAGGUUUCAGUUGUCACAGUUGACCAGUUAUAGUAUUGAACUGAUUGCAGGCACAGAAAACUUCAGAAAAAAGUUCUCAAAAGUUCCCACAAGAGCUUUGCUUUUGAAUUGGCUAAAUCUAUAUAUUAAUCUACAUAUUAAUAAUUGAACGUAGCCCUGAAAGAAAAGAUCCAUGACUUAUAGGGAGGUCCAAUGAAGUUAGUCUAUGUUGACUGUAAAUACAUGUAGAACCGUGAUUCUUCUUUUCCAUUCCUUGAGGGAUUUUGAUCUAGACAGAAUCUGAAGAUGAGCUGCUGUGACGUCUUUAUGUUUCAGGUUGCUGCAUUAAGGAGAAGACUUAUGGAACUUAUUAGCCUAGUGCAAGAAGUGGUAUGUUGAUUUGUUUGCAAAAUCAGUCAAGUUCUAUAGCGAAUACCUUUACCUUUAUUACUUUUGUUAUUGCAACUUUGAUGCAUUUCCUGUAGCUCCAUAAAUUCUCCAUAAUCCCUCUAUGGAAGGAACCAGAAAUUCCUGCAGAAGGAUGGGGUAUCAAAGACCAAAAAAUUAAAAGAAAUGUAGAAAGCUGUAUGGGAAUUUCCAGACACUCUUAGGAAAAAUCUUUCCUGUUCCAUGGAGGAGGAAAGGAUUCUCUUGGGAACUACAGUAUGACUGUGUUGCAGAUAUUAUAAUAAUUCAAUAUUAUUUAUGUCUGUACUGCUCUUUAGGUCCUAUUUAACUAGUUAUAAUUAUUAUGAAUUUCCUUCUAGGAACGCAAUGUUGAAAGUUUACGAGAAGCUAAAGAAGAGGUAUAUUAAUUUGUCAAGUAAUAUUACAUAGCUGUGGUCUAGCAUAGCCCGGUGGCCCCUAGCGCCUAACUUUUGCUCUCAGGGCAAUUAAAAAAUCUUUCUUUUUCAUGCAAAUCUUAUACUGGACACCCUAGAUUUUACACCAACAGAGAGCAGUGGGCUUCUUUCAAUUUUCCUUAGAGCACAACCUUUUUUCUAGUUACCUGAUAUAACUAUUAAUGGUCAGUGAUACACGUUGCAUUUGUAGAAUGUAAAGGAUGAUCAAGAGGUUAAUAUCAGUUUAUAGUAAAUGAAUGUUUCUAUUAUUUUGUUACUCAUUUGUGCAGCGUGUCCGUGAGAUCCGUAAUGCAGUGGAAUUGAUGAUAGCAAGGCUAGAUACUCAACUGAAGAGUAAACUACUGACUCUUAUGGGUAAGUCAUGAAUCAGUCAUCAAGAGCAGGGACACAGUCAUAAUUUCUUGACAGUUUGAUUUUUUUCUGUUUACUUAUACCAAUCAUGAUAAUAAUAUUAUUGCUUUAUAACACGUGAGUACCCUUUUGCUAAUUAAGGUGGUGUUGUACCUGUUAAUGAAUACUCUGUACCAUCUACACCUACAUAUGCAGGGCUUGAAAAAAGUCAUGUCUCCUCAUUUCGAACAAAAUUUUUUUUUCUGGAUAAGUAACUCUUUAAGCUUAUUUUCCAAAUGGUUUAUGGACCAAGCAAGUCAUCUGGUGAUUAAAACUGAGGCAACCAAGCAAUGGCCCCUUUUCUUCCGGUUUCAAGCCUCAACCCUGUUACAUUUAACAGAAGCUCUGUCACCAUUGCAUUGGUUUGGACUCCAAUGUUUUUGUUAGUAAUAAUGAGUUGGUGCUUCUUUUGUACAAACAGGACAAAAGAACUCACUAACUCAGGAGACAGAAUUAUUGGAAUCAUUGUUACAGGAAGUUGAGCAUCAGGUUUGUGUCUCCUAACUUACAGUUACCAUAAUUGUGGCUUUAGAAGUUGGAAAAAAAAAUUAUUACUUGGGCAGUCAUUUCUUUUAGGGGACAUUUAUUAGCAUAAGUGUUCAAGACCACUUAAUCCAGCUUCUUCAGUCUUCUUGUAUUAUGCUCUAGUUUAACUAUUGAGCACUCAUAUAGUUGAUGAGGAUGUCACUCUGGUACUGUGGACAUUAAAUAUUAAUUCAUGUACAUUGAUAUGUGAUUUUUCUCUUCUCAUAGCUUCACUCAUGUUCCAGAAGUGAGCUGAUUGCAAAAAGUGGGGAACUUCUGCAAAUGUUUAAUCAGGUAUUUAAAUGAUUUUCAGUGGUGCUUUCAUUGGCAUUGUUCCUCUCUUCAUAUGCUGGAUUGGACCUGUAUCAUUUAAACAAAGUGUAUAAAUUUACAGUGGUUUUCAUUGAAAAGUCUGUCGAAAAAAAUUAAUACAACGUAUAUUUAAUGCAAGACUAAACCUUAACUUCAGUUAUGAUUGACAGGAUUGUCAUUAAGCAAUGUUCGUUUUCUUAGGUUCAUCGAAAGCCAAUGGCAUCUUUUGUGAGCCCUCCAAUACCAGCUGACUUUUCAAGGUAAGUUUUCAAAAAUUCUGAAACUUGUGGAUUAAACUGGUUUGUUUCUUUAAUAAUAUUGCUACAUGCGCCCUGUUUAAUUUAUUUACUGCCUUGGCAACCUUCUUGUUAUAAAUUGCUAAAUGUUGUUUGAAACGUAUUUCCAUUAUUUUUUGUCUACAAGCAAAUGCCUUGUACCUGAAUUUUCUCCUCCUAAGCUUUCACUUCCCCCUCCUUCUCUGCUCCCUUCCUUUUCCUCUCUUCAUCCUAGUUUUCUUCCUUCCUCUUUUCUUCUUCCUUCUCAUCCCCUUCUCCUCCUCCCCUGCCACCCCCUCCUUUUCAUCCCCUUUCCCCUCUUGCCUGCCCCUCUACAUCCUCCACAUCUUUUUCUUCCUUCUGCAUUUUCCUCUCCUUUUUUCUUUACCUCUUACCCUUUUCCCUUCCUUUACUCUGCCUCCUCCUCCCUCUCCUCCUUUGCCUUCCCUUCCUUUACAUCUUCCUUCUCUCCGGCUUCCCAUCCUUCUCCUUUUCCUCUCCCUCCUUCUUUCCCCUUCUCCUAUCCUGCUUCCCCCCAUUCUCCUUUUCCCCGAUCCUGCUUCCCCCCAAAAGAAAUCCCCAUUUGAUUCCCCCGACUUGUUGUAUUUACCUCCUCUUAGUGACCCCUCUCCCUCCUCUCCUCCUCUCUCCUCCUCUUCCUCCUCCCCCACCUCCACAACCUCCCCCUGGCUUCUCACCCCUUUCCUUUUCCUUUUCCUUUUCCUCUCCCUCCUUCCUCUUUUCCUCAAGAGUAAAAUAUUUUUAUCUUGAUGUUUAGUGAAAUUGUGCCGGGAUAUGACACUAGCACAUUCUGCAUCACAAAUUUCAGGUAUGUUUUUCUCUCUAUGCUGUAUUAUAAGGCCAUCAAUGAUGACUUGCUGUAUAUAUAAACUCUUGUGACUCAAGUAAUUUGAAUUACUCAAGUGGAAUUUGAAUUAUACCUUGGUUUAUAAAUGCAGGGCUGUCAGUGGAACUUCCCAUACUAACGAACCUCUAUUUUAUUGGAAAAUAGAAGAAAAAAUCCUUGGUGUUUGAUUCAAAUUAUUUUGGCAACUUGAAAUUUUAGUGACAACCCUGAAAUGAUUUUCUUUACCUCAGUAAGAGUAAAAAUAAUAUAUGAAAAAGAACCUUGAUAUAACGAAAGCUUGGUAUACAGCAAGCAAAUUUUGCCAGUCCCUUGGCCCUUUCAUUAUAUCGAGGUCCCACUGUAGGAGGUUGUAAGGGUGUGAAAACAUAGAGAUCAAGGAAUGACUGUUUCAAGGGGUUGGCAGCAGUUCAGUGACUCAAAGAGGCAUCAGAGCAAUCUGCAUGGAGCUGUUAAAAUUUAAAAAUAAAUGACAAGCAUUGGAGGGAAGUCAGGAAAAUGAAGAUGUUGGUUUGAGAACAAAUAAAUUGCCUUCUUAAGAAACCACUGGUAAAAGGAAGGGCUUGAAAUCCUUCUCAGUGCAGAAGGUAUGGGUUUCUUCUAAAAUAAUAAUAUUUUCAGUGAUGUACAUCUCUGCAGCAAAGUCUUAGCUGUAUUUUGUUUGCUGCAUCAAGUUAUAUCAUAUUCCAACAAUAUUAUGGAUAAUUGUAUGGUAGACGGAUUCAUAGCAUUAAGAAUAAGAAAAUUCUAAUAAUUGUUUAAUAUUUAAUAUGUUUACAAUUUUAUUGUAAUUAUGUAAGAUACAUUAACAUGUUCAAUUGUAUUUUGUUAUUUGUAAACAUGUUUAGUUUACUGCGGCGAAAGGCAGAUCCUGUUUAUAGCGAGCCUCUAAAUGUCAGUGGUCUAAGCUGGAGACUCAAAGUUUAUCCGGUAAGUUUGUGAUUUCUGUUAGCAGGAGAGCAUACAUGUUAACUUACUUGUGACCUCUCUUGCCUGUGAAAUCUUUUAAGUCCAUUCUGCAAGAAAUUUCAGGUGUUCACUUUUAUUGUUUUUUUUUUCAUUCUUUUUAAGGAUGGUAAUGGUGUGGUCAGAGGUAACUACCUGUCAGUGUUUUUGGAACUUUCAGCUGGAUUGCCGGAGACAUCCAAGUAAUUAUUCCAUCGUCUUGUUUGUCACUGAUCUUUGUUUUAGACUGACAGCAGUCCUAAGUCAGGGUUUUCAUUAAGUGCUGGCAACUGGCUUAAAAAACCAGCUACUUCGAAUUUUGAGCUGCCUACUUUUGGAGGAAAAGGUGAAGUGAGGAAGUGAAAGCCUGAAAUUGCUUUCAGCACUAGAUUGCAAGCCUCCUCCUUUUCCACUCUAAUUGUCUACUUUAAAACUAAAUGAGAACCUUGUGAGUACAUUGUACAUAAUGUCAUGUAAUCAGUAAAGUGGAAAGCCCACCAUGUGAAGUGUCUUAAAACCACAUUUGUCGUCUAUCCUUUAUAGUAUGAUAAUUUUUGUCAUUAUUUGUUGAUCAUUUAGAUAUGAGUACCGUGUUGAAAUGAUACACCAUGCUUCUCCAGACUCCAGCAAGAAUAUUGUUAGGGAAUUUGGUGAGUUUCAAGGGAUCUAAUAAGAAAUUGUUAAUUUGCGUGGAGAGAAAUGUUAAGCCUUUGUUUUAAAACUACUGUCACACUCAGCUGGUGGUCUAUAUUUGUAACUGUUUUAGACUCUUCACCAUGAAGUGAGGCAGAUUUUCUUCUUAUUAUAUUGUACCAAUUCACGAGAUAACCAAAACACUAAGGAAGAAAGUAUUAUGCCAUAAAUCUCUUUUUUUUCUCUCUCUCUUCAUCGUAGCAUCUGACUUUGAAGUUGGUGAAUGCUGGGGUUAUAACAGGUUUUUCCGGCUGGAUCUCUUGGUAGGUUUGACGCAUCUAUAGUAAAUCUGUACUAGUGUACAAACUGUAUACUAUCGUUCUGUAGCAUGCCCAAGGCAGGGCAGUAGGUUAAUCAUAUUUAAGUACAUUGUUUAUUCUUUGAGCAUAAAGUGACUCUGCUAAUGAUUAAAAUUUUCUCUAGGGAAGUGAAGGCUACCUAAACAUAGCUAAUGAUACAUUGAUUUUGAGAUUUCAAGUGAGACCCCCAACAUUCUACCAGAAGUGUAGAGAUCAGCAGUGGUAUGUUUAUUUUCUUGUCUAUUAUGCUUGCUUGUGCAGACCUCUUCAAGUUUGAGGGUGCUCUAACGUUACUAUGUAAGGCACUGUGGGUGAUGGUAGUUUGUACAUAAAAUGAAGUAAUCAAAUUUUUUUGUUGGGAUCAUUUUCUGAUCCAAUUCUACUUCAAUUCUACUUCUUGUAAUAUUUUAUUGUUCUUUUCUAUAUGUUUAGUAAGUAUAUUGAUUAUGAAUUGAUUUGUGCAAUAGGUAUAUCAACCAACUGGAGACUGGCCAAACUCAGUACAUCCAACAGAUUAAUGAUUUAAAGGAGGUAAGAGCCAAUUUACAUUUUGACACAUUCAUCAAUUUUUAACAUGUUGUGGCAUACAGUACACAGGAAUUUUUGGAAAACCGAGCGUAGGAUAAUAUAAUGGAACCCUGUGUGAGCAGUGUGGUUUCUUGAAUCAACUCGAAUCAGCCAGAUUGUUUUGGUGAAAUACCCAUCUACUAAAGCAUCGAGUCACUGUCUUGCUUCUCUCGAUUGCAGCGGCUUGCUAUUGAGCUGUCCAGGAAUCACCCAUCCACAGCAGCAUCAGCAGCGGCAGCAGCUGCAGCUGCUGGCAGCAUCUCGGACACUAGUUAUGUGUCACUGCUAGAACAAUCGCUUGACAAUAUUGAGGAUGACAAUGACCUUGUGGUUACUAGGCAACAAGGUGACUCACAGGUAGUAGUGAGGCAAGGACAGUCUGCAAGGCCACGUGUUACAGUACACACUGCUGUGGAUGUAGAAACUGCCUCAGGUAUUAUGACCUUCUCUCUUGAGUGCAACUUCCAAUAGCAGACACAACUUUUAAUAACAUUCUUUUCCUACUGGCCUCAGCAGGCUUGUGAAUAACAUAAUAGCUCAAACGUUUCUCGAUCCCUUGUUCUAUCUUUAAUAUAAGACUCUGUCUAUCAAUACAAUUUUACAUUAGGUCCGAGUCUGCCUGCAUCUGAGGAAGGUGAAGAAGUAGUUGAUGGAGACACUAAUGAAGAUGAAGAAGAUGGUGAUGAGGAAGAGGAGGAGGAAGAAGAGAAUGAGGAGGAGAUUUGUGCAGACAGUGGUGAAGAGGAACAGGAAGUGCAGGGGAGGGGUGAGGCUGAAGAGGACACUUCUGAACCAGAAGCCAGUGAGGAGGAUUCAUCUUUGAGAGGUAUUGAACCCACUAUACCUAUGACUUUGGAUUCUAAUUUAACUUACGAUGAACAUAUAAUUAAAACCGCUUCCUCGCUUGAAGAUAAACCGGACAGCAGGUUAUUUUAUUGCUCCAAUGUUUGGUCAAAUACCAAAUGAAUAAUGUCCAACAAGUUACAGUGAGGAGGAUUCAUCUUUGAGAAAUUGGUUUCAUUCCCAGAACCCACAAUGGCUUUUAAAUACCCACCCCCUGAAUACCCAUCAAAAUUCCCAGAGGUUUGAGAAAAAAUUCACAGCUUUUACAAAUUCCCUUUUUUAGAACAGCUUCAGAGAACAUUUUUCUAUAGAACUGUGAACUUAUGGAACUCCUUAGACAAUUCCUUUAAACUGAACUCGAUUGAUGUUUUUAAAACUCGUUUACGUACUAAAUUACUUAAAGAAUUGUAAUUUUAUAUAUAUUUUAAAACAUUUUUAAUUGUAAAUAGGAUCAUGUAUUGUCUUUGAAAAGCCCCUUGGGAAAGUCAAUAAAGUAUGUAUGUAUGUAUGUAUGUAUACCCACCCACCCCUCCCUUUUGAGAAAAAAAGUUAUUUAAUUGAAGAGUUUCCUGAGAAAAGGGUGUAAUUUGCUUAUUAUUGAUAAGCAAAUUACACCCUCUUUCCAGGAAACCCUUCAAUUAUCAUGGUUUUUCCUGGCAGAGACAUUACAAAUUCAUGAAUUGAAAGUGAACACGAUCUUCUCAGUAGAAUGAACGACCUGAAUGAUUGAAAAAGAACCUAAAAAAAUUCUGGAUCAAACCCUGACUUUGAGUUAAACAGAUGCAAUACUCUAUCCAGUGAGCUAAUACAGCUAAUUAGAGAGCAAGUCAUUGUGAGUCGCAAUGGUGGAAAUAAAAUGAAUUGAAAUAUGAAAUGAAUCAUGUAUUGAACUGGGGAUAAAGAUAUGAAAGUGAACAUAAUCUUUGCAGUAGAAUGAACAACCUAAGCGGUUUAAAUUGUCACACCAUACCGUUACAAGUUUAUCUUUCACAUCUCAGGCAGACCAUCCAAGCAGCUGUUAGGAAAAUUUACAGUAAAUGUGUGACAUAAAAUAGCAUACUUGAUAUCAUGCUCUCUUUUGCCUAAACUCAGUUCAGGUGGUCUGCUUGAGAAAUCUCCCUCAUUAACUUGUUUUUGAGGGUCUUGAAUUUUUUCCCUUAAAACAGAGUAUUUAUACCAAAUUAUAGCAGACUAAAAUUUUUAAGGCAAUUUGAAUUCAAAUUGUUUCAAGGGUAGGAAUAGGCCUUUUUCAAAAAUACCAUGAUGAUAUUUUUUGUUAUCCCUCCAAUAGUUUUCAUAAGCAUUGUUUUCAAAUUUGUCUUGGGCAUUUUCAAUUUCUUCUUGCCUGCUUGGAACCAGCAAAACAGGCUAAAUGGUUUUUAAAAUUUUAAUUGUCCUGUUGCAAUGUUAAAAUUUUUGUGAUUGGCAAUGUAGUGACAGUAGAUAAUAUAAUUAAAGUUACACGGUGAAAGGUCCUCUAUCAGACAUUUGCCUGCUUGUUGGUUUUAGUUGAGGCUUUAGAGGAGGAAGCUGUCACACCUGAAUGUUUACCCAGCUCUGAGAGUCCCCGAGAAGAACAGCCAGCUCCGCCGCAUAAAGAUCAGAAUGAAGCGUGGAGCGUCGAGGACAUUCACCUAGAAUUCUUUGACAUCAACUGCAUGCCUGAGCAACGUGAAGAAGUGCAAGCAAAGCCAGAUGGAUCGUCUUCUCAGGCAAGCUGUGCUACCUGUCAUUCCUCUAACCAGGGUCCUGUUAUUGAUGCAGAGGAAAGAGCGCUGCUAAAUUUGCUCAGGUUUGACAACAGGGGACCAAGAGGUUCACGAUGGAAUGCUUCUGCAGUGUCUAGGAGAUAUGUGACUCUUGUUGGAUGGCCCAAACGAGGGGAUGAAGAGAGGAUGAAACACAGAGACAGGGUGAAAAAGAGGGCACGCUUAGAGAAGACCAACAGCAUGUUGGAGAGGUUGCAGAGCUGUUUAAACCGGGCUGAGGCUCAUAAAGCAGCCGCGGCUUCUCUUGACAGUGCUAAAGCCUUGGAAGGUAGAGUGCUAGAUGGUGAUUAAUGAUAACUCACUGCCAAACUUUUACAACACUCUGUUUGCAUUGUGGGUAAAUACAGUUAAUUCUCUUUUAGUGGACACCUCUGUAAAGUGGACAUCUUGAGAUGGUCCCUGUGUUUCUUUACUUCCUUUAUUUGACUCUCUACAAGAGGGACGUCUCUUAGUGCUGGUCCCAAUGGUGUUUGUCUUGGGGAGAGUUAACUGUAUUGUGUAUCAACAACAACACAGAAAAGUAUUAGCAACAACCACAUUGACAUGAGAACGAAUAGCUGAGGAGAGAUCAAGGUUUAAAUGUGUACCACUUUUAGGUUUAUUAAAAAGCACUAAUCUUAUUGAACCUUUUUUUUUGUUGGGGGCGUGGGGUUAAGGUAGAGAGAGGGGGUUAGAAAAUCAUCUUUUGUUAAAAUAAUGACUAUAUAUAUCAGGGGAGCACGAAGUUUGUGCCUGUCUCUAUGUGACAGUUAGCGUGGAAGCAAGCUCUCUGGUGGCUCUCGGGCGGGGCAGGAAAAGGAAGGAGAGCUUGCAACUAUGUCUCUCGAAUUUGAAAAUCUGCAUCAAAAAGGUCGAUGCGAAAUGCUGAUUGGCAGAGGUGACAUAAUUAAAGAUGUCAUUACCCUUGGUACAUGUUUUUCAAUGUUUGUUUACAUUCGUGUUUGUUUCUACUUUGCGCUAAUAAGUGGGAAUCUGACAGCUCAGUCUAGCCACAGGGGAAUUGGAGGUAGAAUUCAAAUUCCAGAGACGUAGUUGCAAGCUCUCCUUCCUCUUCCUGCCCCACUGCCAGAGUGCCCUGGAGAGCUUGCUCACAGGCUAUAUGACAGUUGCUUUAUGUACUAAGACGUUUAUUUGCACAUGUGUUGCUUUCUUUUUUAGAAUCACUGUUGAAUGGCAGCCAAAACAAGUUGUCAAAAUCUGGUAAUGUCAGACCUCAUCGCAGAGGUGCCUCACUUCCAAGCUUGGAUACUGGCAAUGCUUCGUCUAAAAAAGCAGGUGUGAAUAGUUAGCUUGCGUUUGUUUGUUUCUGUAUAGCUUUCAUUUCGCCUCAAGUGGAUAAGUCUUGUAUGAUGUAGUGACCUAUUACCUAGUGUUGUGCUAAGUCUGUAAGCCAGCAGAAACUGCUGAAGCGAUAUUCCAACUUAUUACCUAGAGUUGUGUGAAGUCUGUGUCCCUCAAAACAAAUCAAUAAUUUUGUCUUUGAGCUUAAAAAAAGAACAGUUAAAUCGUGUCAUUGUGAUGCCAUUUUCAAGUUCAACACGUUGAACUUGAAAACAGUAUCACCUUUUACUGGUUUUUGUAUUACAAAGCCUUUGCUUAUUGGAAUGUAACAAAUGCAAAUGUUCAUUAUGAUGAUUAUUGCAGCCGUCCUUUGUUACACCGCAUAAUGCCCUACCCAACAAAGAAACUUACUAGUUAGUUGUUUGGGGAGACUAGUCUUUGUACUGAUGCAUGUGUUGUUUGAUCAAUGUUGGCAGGUGGAGUCACAGCUUGUAUUAUGGCUCCCGAUCAUGACGUAGGAUGUGUUAGUCCCGAACCUGACAUUUCAGUACCUCAUCACUUACCAGAAAUGGACACAGACACUCCACGGUAUAGUAAAGUUGUUGUUUGCUUGUCUUGUCUCCCAAGAACUCCUUAUACAAAUCAGGCAUUUUUGCAUGGCUUUUGAUUGUGGGAAAAGUGGUUUUGAAGGUUGCCCCCUCUCCCCACCUGAUCCAGAAAUAUGUGAGGUCCUUUCAGGGUAAAAUUCCAACAAGCGACGUUGUUUUGAAACAGCUAAAUAAGACAGCUGAAAUUUUGACAACCAACACAAAGAUGGGUUUGAAAAUGCAACAGGGACAAAGAAAAGAUACAGUGGUGAAAUACUGACAGGAACAUGUCUUAAUUUAACCUCAAUAUGCAAUGUGAUGGGCUUUGAAAUUCAGACUAGGGACAUACGCACUCUCUGCUUCCCCUAAGAGGGCCUUGUUAGUGGUGUUUUUUAGAGGUAACAAAAAGAAGUCCUGUUAAAAAAUAUAUUUACAACCACAAAUGAGGAACUCAACUUGGAAUUGCCAAGAAACAAAUUCAACUAGUGGUCCGGACGUAAGUUUAAUUCAGAGCCUCGAGAUUGUAAAAAAAGUCAAGUGUGCUGACUUCUCGGUCACACUGCCUCUAUCUCUGGAGCUGCGUGAUUGCCCCAAUGUUUCCUUUUGGGUACCAUUUGCAAUUGCUAGGAUCUAAUGUUUCUAAACACAGUCAUUUUCUGUGCAAAAUAACUUUGUUUGAGAGGGACCAGACAGCAUCCUUGAUAACUAACACUGUGUGACUUUUUUGUGAAGUGUGCGUAAAAUGAGGUACCAUUUUUACUGUAGCACCAUCAAGUCAGUCUGUUCAAUGAACCAAACGCUGAUACCGCGUUAACACUCUGUCUUCUGGGUAAACCUUGGUUGUAUUAGAUUGUAUGCUUUUGUGUGUGCUGGGUAAAACUCGGGGAGGCUGGGGUGAAGGGAAAUAAUGCAUGUUGCACAGCCUGGCUGAAUAGUCAUCAUAAAACUUUUCAAGUGAAUAAAAGUUCACAGAACACACAUGGCUUUUCAUUAGAAGUAAUAUGGAAAUGACAAAUGUCAUAUUCAAUUGCAAAGUACUUCGACUAUAUUUGCCUGCCGUUCUGAACAUGAGUUGGUGGUCUUUGCUCGAAGUAGGUUAUAGUAAGUCACCAAUCCUGUUGUACCAAUCACUUAUUGUGGAUUUGUUUUCAGCUCUCGAAAUAAGGAUACUAAACGGAAGGUACAUAGAACCAGCACUAGCCCCUCUUUGGUUGGAAGCGAAGGUAAUACCUCACAACUGAAAUGUUGGGCAGAAUAUGUUAAUAUUAUCUGUAAUCAAAAAUUUUAGAUUUCUUAAAUUAUUAGUAGGUAGCCAGUUAUUUUAAACAGAACUCAGUGGACUAGUUUGCAGUAUAGUAAGUGCAUGGCUUUCACUUAUUAUAAAUUUUUAUGACUUGCGGAUUUGUGAGGUAACUGGUGACGUUUUCUUCUUCCCGCCUUCCUUUGCACGCAAAUUUUCAAUGAGAGAGAGACGUCUAGGUAUGAGGCAUUAUCAAAAAGACUGUAUUCUGCUCCUGAACAUAAUUCUGAUAUCAUCAUUUUCAUCUGUUUUGUAGGUCUUCAGUUGAGUUCUCAGUUGUUUUCAGAUCUAAAACGUGCUUCAACUAUCAAUAAAACCCACAGAAUGAGAUACUCUGCAACUGAGGAAGAACUUCUGCAGUCGCUUAGCAAUGCAACUCAGUCUGUUCCUGCACAAGGUAUCUUCACAUGAAAAGAAAAAGUCUUAUAUAGGAUUCUUUUUGUAAUGAAGCUUCUUGUAUGAUACAAACAUUUUGAUCAUUAAUUUUUUGGAAUUUUCCAAAUAUUUUAGAGAAGUUGAGGCAGAUAAUCUUGUUUGUAAACAGGCUUUCUAGUGAGAGAUAAGUGCAGGAGGAGACCAUAGGAAGGUUCACUCUCCCUCCCCCUACCCCCACAGUUAUCUUUUGGUUUGCAUUGCUCUGUCUCAGUUUUCUUUAAACCUUAUUGCCAACUGGAAGUCGAUCCUUUUCACUCUGGGAUCAAUUUAAUAAAACAUUACAAGUGUAAUCAUUCAUUCAUUCUUUUCAUUCAUUCAUUCUUUAUUUGCCAUAUAUACAAAAUUUUACAAUUUAAGGUUGGAAUAAUGAGAUUAAAGAAAAAGUAAAUGGCGAGGAGACCUGAAAGAAACCAUGAGGCUUAUAAUGAGUCAGCUCUCUUCAACUUAGGAUAAACUAGUGUUGAUAAUAUAAUUACAAUAUGGGCUUAUGAUGGCUAACUUUGACCGCGAACUCACACACACACAUACAAACACACACACACAGUCAUGUUAAAUUAAUUCAUCUAAUAAUCUACUUAGUGCCAUACUGAAGCUAAUACAUACUGAGAAGGAAUUCUUUAAGCUUUCUUUUAAAAGAAGCAGAGGAGGACAAACCAGUUAUAGUAGAAUUUAGCGAAUUAUAAAACUUUGGACCUUGGAAGUAAAUUGAGAACUGUCUGGUGUUCCUUCUGCAUAGUGGCAAGCGAAAAGAGUGGGCAUUCCUAGUAUUAUAAUUAUGGAUUUGACUGUUUAUUAGAAAGACCCUCCAAGUUGUGCCCAUUUUGGUUGCCGUGGCGCCUAAUAUUCUGGAGCUGGCGACUUGAUUUGUAAAAAAGUCUCCCUAAACCAAAAGAGUUGGUUGCCAAGUGGCGACCUAGCAAAAACUUUAACUUGGAGGGUUGGUAAUUUACUCAGACUCUAAAACAAUGGUUGCUCUUGUAUCAAUACAUAUUAUUACACCCAUAAAGGUUUUAUUAAAUUGAGCCCUGGUUAGCAAAACCUUAAAGUUUAUAUAAUAAACAAAUAAUUAUUAUUUGUUUUCUUCAAAGUGUUGAAUGAGUAUGCAUGUUGUUUUUCGCAGAAUGUAAGGUAGACUCAACAUUGCCAUUACCAGAUGACUAUCUUCCUUCCUUCAGUUCACUGCCUGGUUCCUCCCCUGGGGGAGGGGGAGAGUAUCACUUGGUACACAUCAGUCCUGAUGAGCUGGGUGAUAACUCACCCCCCACCUCUCCCCCCACAGUAAUGACCAGAAAGAGAAGCUCGCCUACAGCUAGCAACAGCAGCAGAGAAUCUGAAAAUAGCUCCACAGGUGCCUCCGGUAUGUUUAUUUCAAAAUUCCCAAAUUUAUCAUACAAGGUCUAAUGCUUUUCAAAUUUAAGCGGGGAGGGGCUACAUAUGGAAUGGUAUUUUUUCUUUUUGAAAGUGUUAUGGUAAAUGGUAAGCUGUAAAUUGCUGAUUUGCAAAAAAAAAGGCUUUCAGGAAAUGGGAUCAAUAUUUUAGCUUUGCUCUUUUACACAGUCAUAAAUUUGCUAAGGGCACUCUCCAAAAGUUGUAACUGGCAAGAGUUUUUGCCGACAAACCAUCUCCUUUGUGCGUAUUGAUUUGAUUAGUCUGGAUAGUUUUCAUUAAAAACCGUCUCCAAUCUGUUGUGCAUAUAGCCUGAAUUUCAUCUGAUUACUUUGAGUCAUUAUUGCUCCCUCAGUAACAUGUUACUGAGGGAGUAAUAACGACUCGAAGUAAUCGGAUGAAAUUCAGGCUAUUGUGCAUAGGGAAUGGUCUGGCUCGUCAGUUCUGACAAAUGGAUGUCGUAAGAUUAUAAAUGUUUUCUCUCAAUGUCCUUUUAUAGGAAGCUCAAGUCCUCUGCUAAAUGACAGUGGUACACAAGAAGAGAGAGGUUGAGUUGAUGCUAACUAAGUAAAGGCCAUGUGGACCCCAGUAGCUGGAUAAUUUAUGAAGAUAAUUAUUGCAAUAAUGUAAAUCAACAUGAUUUCAGAAAAAGAGAUAUAUUAUUUAUUUAUUAUUGGUGUAUAAAAAAUAGUUUCUUGUUACAGCACAUAAGUUAUUGAUAAUUAUAAUAUUGGUAUUCAUUAGUGACUGUUAACACAGUUGCUCUGAGGUGAUGUGAGCUCUCAGCCAUUCUCCUUACAUGUAAGUCCCGGCUCUAUCCCUCAGUUUUGGAUCAAGGAUAACUUUUUCCCAAAAUUUCUUCCAAUCUGAUGUUUCUUUGUGAUACUAACAGAGUGACAUAGCCCAGCCCUAUAACAUGCUGUCCUUUACUCCUAACACAGGUUUAUUGACACUGAAAGAUAAGUAGUUCAAAUUCAAAUUUGAUGAUUAUUUUGCCAAGCAAGUUUGGUUAUAAGACAGUUCAACUGUUCACCACAUUUCCAAAGAUAAUUCGGUUGCAAAUGUUGCUCUGAACAAGUUAUCAAAUUAUGGGAUUUUCAAGAAAACAGGCUAUCUAGCUUCUGAGGAACAGGGGCGGUUCAAGGGGGAGGGUGCAGGGGUGUGUACCCCCUCCCCCCUGACAUGACCUGCAGCUUUCUGAUACAACCGGUAUUCUGUAUUAAAAUUUGUUUACGUCUCCAUUCAGUUACGCUAUUUCUUAGUGAUGCACUCCCUCCUAAGAAAAAUCCUGGAUCAGCCCCUAAGGAAGAUGAAUAAAUUUUAAAUGCAGUGAACUUCUGUUGCUUGGCUGUACAUGUCUGUUAUAGAGCCCUUCAACAUGUAAAGCAUUUUUUGUUUAGCCUGCCAGCAAGCUCUUUUUGCUUUGCCUUACCCCCAAUUUGAGCCCGGGGAGAUCACUAAGAGAGUCUGGAGGUCGGUUUUUGUUUAACAACACGUACGCAUGUCCAUGUGUUUUGGCCUUGGUUCAAUG